This is a messenger RNA of Ectocarpus sp. CCAP 1310/34, 552 nucleotides long. The record is from the annotation of a GenBank genome assembly. NCBI's taxonomy places the organism in Eukaryota, Phaeophyceae, Ectocarpales, Ectocarpaceae.
AUGCCACAGUACGGGCAGCAGCAGCAACAAGCUGAUGGCUACGGUGGACCCCCUCCGUCGCCGGUGGUGGCAGGCAGCUGGGGAGAGAGGACGGGCUACGUAGAGGAAGGGUACAUGAGACAGGACCCUAACAUCGUCGCGGGGGCGGGAACCCCGAUCGCAUCGACAACCUCUGGGAACGGUGAAGGAACGUUCAUGGUGUCCACGGGCGGCGCGAACGCCAUGGGAGCGCCGCUGCAGUCGUUCUACCCGCCGUCCUUGUACGGCGUGCCUCCUUCAGUCUACCCUUACCAGCAGCCGGGAGCGUUCCCUGGGCCUUACGGUGGCGGGGCGGGCGGCGGCGCGGGAGGCACUGCGGGAGGCGCUGGGUCAACGGCUGGAGGAAACUUUUACGCCGGUGAGGACAGAUCGAUCGGUCGACCGACCAAGACAGCGGGCAAAACCAAUCGUCUUUUUUUGAUUCACAUCAUAUGUGCAUGGUCGGUCGGCGGCCCGCGGUGGUCCGGAGGACGCUGCCCCCAGUCCCAGCGCGUGCCGCAAACAUCCCGAUAA